ACGGUUUCUUUUCGUGACAGUCACAUAUUCCAAGAUGGCGGAAGGACAGCAUUGCACAACUCCGAGUGCUCUUAGAUGCUAUGCCCUACGACUAACCCCCGGCCAAGAUAUCACUGAACAUUUAUACAAGUUUGUAGAUGAUAAUAAUUUAAAAUCGGCUUUUAUCWUGACAUGUGUUGGAAGCGUUACUAGGGCGACUUUACGAAUGGCKCACGCGACUGCAGAAAAUCGAAACGAGAUAAUUGAACUUGAAGACUGCUAUGAAAUAGUGUCCCUUGUUGGGACGCUAUCUGGUGGGGGUCACCUUCAUGUGUCGCUGUCAGAUAAACAAGGCAAUGUUGUCGGAGGUCAUGUGAUGGGAAACAUGAAAGUUUUCACUACUGCAGAAGUCAUCAUUGGUGAAUGCACUCAAUUUGUUUUUGACAGACCGAUCGAUGACAAAACUGGUUUUGAUGAACUCAGAAUACAGACAAGAUCGUAGUUAAGGAUAAAACAAAGAUUUUACUAAUUGUCAUUGUAUUCAAAGCCAAGGUUGAUUACAAAAAAGAUGAUUUUCCUGAUUUGUUCAUAUUACAAUAUAACUCUUGUACCUUUUCUUAUCAAAAUGUCCCAAAAAAUGAAAAUACAUCGGUACGAGCAUUUUCAAUUGCAAUUUAAUACUUAUAAACCAACUAUUCAUUUGUAUGACUUUAAUGAAAAGAGUUCUAUUUUUGCAUUGUAUGCUAACUGUUCCUAAAAAAGAUUACCUUUAGACGUACAUUAGUUUUUGUAUUACAAAUGAUUUUAUAGUGCUUCCAUGGAUGCUUUUGUUCAAUCUUUGUUGGCAAGAGGAUCCAUAAUAACACUCAAACCAACAGAUUCAGCAUUGAUCUUGAUCUUAUAACUGUAUAAUAAAUAUACCAAUAAUUGAAAUUAUUAUGUCUAUUAUUGGUUCAAA
This is a messenger RNA of Exaiptasia diaphana, 937 nucleotides long. RefSeq names its product bifunctional protein GlmU. The transcript is spliced from 2 exons. Bases 35 to 481 code for a protein of 148 amino acids. NCBI's taxonomy places the organism in Eukaryota, Metazoa, Cnidaria, Anthozoa, Actiniaria, Aiptasiidae. The record is from RefSeq and is a predicted model, not a curated record.